AUGGCACAACAAAAUAAUAAUAAUGAUGGUGAGAAAGAUUUAAAGAGUGUUGGUGAAAAUGUUAGGGUUGGUGAUGGUGGUAGUAGAUGGACAACAUGGUUGUCACCAUGGUUGGCAUUGAUUGCAUCGUCCUGUUGUAUCAUUCAGUUGGUAUUGAAUGUGUUCUCGGUGUCGUGUGCAGGCUUUGCCAUUCUCAAUCCAUACCGAUCGGUAUUCACUGCACUCACUGUGUGCUCGAUCGCCUACAACUUCUACAGAUUCGGAUUGACCCGACAAACAAUGAUAACUCUCACCAUCUCGCUACUACUCUGUUCGAGCAAUGAGAUCGUACAAAUUGUAAACGAAGGAAAACUAGAUUAUAUUGUAUAUACAUUUACAAACACCUAUAACAAUAACAAAAAUAACUUUUUUAUAAAUAUAAAUAAUAUAAAUACAAACAACAACAACAACGACAACAACAAUAACAAUAACAAUCAAGCAACUUGUACAACAUAUAAAAUAGAGAUCGAUGGAAUUGGUUGUAUGUCUUGUGCCAAUAGAAUUAAAAAUACACUGGAUGCAUAUCCUGCUGUGGCAAAGGCACUCGUUUACUUGGAGAAUGCAACUGCUAUCGUAUCGAUAACAAAAUCAAACAAUAACAAUAACAACAAUAAUAAUAAUAAUAAUAAUAACGACUAUUCAUAUUCAUUGGAACAACUUAUCAAUAAUAUAGAUAGAAAAUAUACUGCAAAGGUAACGGUUAUGAAUAUAUCAAUUCAACAACGUUGUAAACUUUUCAAGAGACAAGAAACUUCUUGGUAUUGUUCCACAAGCUACUUGACAGACCGGGAUAUAUCUUGUUCAUUCGGUCUAUGA
Molecule: messenger RNA, 855 nt
Organism: Heterostelium album PN500
Lineage: Eukaryota; Evosea; Eumycetozoa; Acytosteliales; Acytosteliaceae
Product: heavy-metal-associated domain-containing protein
Exons: 2
Coding region: 1-855 (284 amino acids)
Molecular function (GO): metal ion binding
Source: RefSeq, a predicted model, not a curated record